Hemicordylus capensis (graceful crag lizard) is the source of this 765-nucleotide messenger RNA. RefSeq names its product NADH:ubiquinone oxidoreductase subunit AB1 (gene NDUFAB1). Gene Ontology annotation, molecular function: acyl carrier activity; acyl binding. Gene Ontology annotation, biological process: fatty acid biosynthetic process. NCBI's taxonomy places the organism in Eukaryota, Metazoa, Chordata, Lepidosauria, Squamata, Cordylidae. The transcript is spliced from 5 exons. The coding region runs from base 16 to 567 and encodes 183 amino acids. Gene Ontology annotation, cellular component: mitochondrion. The record is from RefSeq and is a predicted model, not a curated record.
GAGGCGGGGCUACGCAUGCAGAUUACCCCGGCCCGCCCCCAACGGCGCGGGGCCUUGUGGGCCGAGCAUGCGCAGAGGCGCCCGCACGGGGUCACCAUGGCGGCUCGUGUCCUCCUGCUCGCCUCCUCGGCCUGCGCCCGGCGCGGCUGCCGCCGCCUCCUCCACCUCGCCCCGCGGGGCCGCCCCCUCCUCCCUCCGCCGGGAGCAGCCAGCUUGGCGCCCGGGAUUGCUCCCCUCCCGGGGCCCGCGAGGCUCGCGCCGCAGGCCACGGGGGCGCUCUUCCAGCUGUGGCGCCACUAUGCAGACCUGCCACCACUGACCCUGGAUGGCAUCAAAGAGCGGGUCCUUUAUGUCUUGAAACUGUACGAUAAGAUCGACCCAGAGAAGCUCACAGCAGAGUCCCACUUCAUGAAAGACCUGGGCUUGGACAGUCUAGACCAAGUGGAAAUAAUCAUGGCUAUGGAAGAUGAAUUCGGCUUUGAAAUUCCAGAUGUGGAAGCAGAGAAGCUGAUGUGUCCGCAAGAGAUCGUAGACUACAUUGCUGAUAAGAAUGACGUGUAUGAAUAAGUGUUUCUGCCAGGCUAAGCAGUUCUGUUCUGCCCUGAGGGCUCCAAUGAUGACGUCAGCAGGAGGGGGGGCCCCUGGACAAGCAACCCCCCAGCGCCCUUCUGAAUCACCAUUCCUCUUGGAUGAAGAGAUCUCUUGGCUGCUGUAUUUAAAGUUGUAUAAAUAUGUGUUGGCCUUCACAAUAAAUCCUAAUACCAA